AUGAUGAAGGUCAACAGCAUUAGUAGUAGUAGUAGUAGCACUAGUAGUAGGAGCAGUAUCAGUAGUAGUCAUUGUAGUAGCAGUAGCAGUAGUAGUAGUAGCUAUAGUGAUAGCGGUGGUAACAGUGGUAGUAGUAGUAGUAAUAGUAAUGCUGAUGCAGUUGUAGUCGUAGUUGCUACAAAAAGGUAUGGCCCAAGGGAGACAGGCAACGAAGAAAGCUUAGGCAUUUACCGGCAUUGGAGAGCAGGGCGUGCUGCUGCUGCUGCUAUCAUCAAAAGAAUAAUAAAUAUAAGGAUGGGGAUUGAUGGCAGUAGCAUUGGCGGUAUUGGUAGCAGCAACUGCUUACUACUUCUUACCACAGCGACAUUCUAUCUUAUGGUGCUUUUCGCUCACAGAUCAAUAGCCAAAGGGAAGAGUUUGCGCUGCUACGCUGAUACCGUAAUCAAAUUGCUUGUUUGUGGUCAGAAAAAUGUGAUUGGAUGUGAGGGCAAACCAUAUGGCAUUACAGAAGAAACGCUCUCUUGUAGUACAGCUAAUGACUGUUUGACGUUAUGA
Messenger RNA from Thelazia callipaeda (thelaziosis nematode), 555 nucleotides. Lineage: Eukaryota; Metazoa; Nematoda; Chromadorea; Rhabditida; Thelaziidae. The record is from the annotation of a GenBank genome assembly.